Messenger RNA from Neocloeon triangulifer, 767 nucleotides. RefSeq names its product apolipoprotein D-like. Lineage: Eukaryota; Metazoa; Arthropoda; Insecta; Ephemeroptera; Baetidae. Bases 138 to 701 code for a protein of 187 amino acids. The transcript has 6 exons. Gene Ontology annotation, molecular function: pigment binding. The record is from RefSeq and is a predicted model, not a curated record.
UUAAGGUAUCGAAGUCCGAAAUUCAGUCAAAACACAAAGAGUGCGAAACGGUAUAAAUACUGCUCCAGCGUAACUGAAAAGCAUUACAUUUCAUUUGCCCGACCUCAUCACUGAGCAGUCCUUAAGUUGCAGAAAGUAUGAAGACGAUUGCACUUAACCUCGCCCUUGCCGGCUGCCUCCUGGCCGUUUGCCAAGGGGUCAUUGUGCCUGGCCCGUGUCCCACUGUGACCUUGCAGCAAGACUUUGUCUUGGACCAAUACCUCGGAACAUGGUAUCAGGCUCAAGCGUUCCCAAACCCUGCUGAAAUCGGAAAGUGCGACUCUUCUGUGUACACCGACAAUGGAGACGGAACCUUCUCAAUAGUCCAAACUUCAGUUGAUCCCAACACUGCUGAAACUACAACGGUUGUCGGAACUGGAAUUCAGAACAGCGCCACUAACGAAGGACAACUCCAGGUCACCUACCCGGACAUUUCAGCUAAUCCUUUGGAUCUGCUGAUUUUGGGCACUGAUUACGAGGGAUUUGCUGUGACUUUCCGCUGCGGGGAACAGGGAGGCCAAUCUGCCCAGGAUGCUUGGAUCCUCACUCGCGAUAGAGAGCCCUCUGCCGCCGUUGUGGAAGCAGCGCUUGCCGUGGCUGCCAGCAAUGGACUUGACACAUCGCUCUUUGUUGUCACCGACCAGACCAACUGCCCUGCUUAACUUCAAAAAGUUUCAAACUUUGUUAACUUUUCUGGGCGACAGACUAUGCAAAUAAAAUUUGAAAAA